CCCAAACGGUGUCGCGAUUAUGGCCGAUCGGCCAUUAGAAUCUGCGCCAAUUGCUUGUGAGCUAUGCCGCACCAAAAAGCAGAAGUGUGAUCGUAAGAGGCCGGUAUGCAGCAAUUGUCUCAAAGCCCCCAAUGGAUGCCAUUAUCUUGAGCAAAGUCGAAGGGGGCUCCCAGCCGGUUAUCUUCAUUCCUUAGAGCAGCGACUAGCCGAUACAGAAAACGCUCUCUACUUUGCACUAUCAGAACUACUCCGAGGGAUUCCUGAGUUGGGCGACUACAGAAGUGCAGCAGCACAGGUUGCAAGACCAACCCAGUCCCAAUCCAAGGCAGAUGCCAUACAGGCAUGGACGAAAUGGCCCUUGAACAACCGUGACCAAGCAUGCGCAUGGUUUGCUUUCAAGCACGGCCAGGCGGGAUCGACUCAAUCACCAUCAGCGGGGCCGCAUGAUCCAGGUGCGAGACCAGGCAUCUCACCGACGACCAGAGAAACCAGAUCAACAGCACCCGCAAGCGCAGCUGCACUGCAGUGGACAAACCAUACCGAAGUUGUGAGUGUGCACGAGGAUGUGGCAGCAGUCGAUCUGCUCAAUGACGCUCCGCCGAUGUGGACAACACCGCCGCAGCAGGACACCAUCACCAGCCAACCGCAGUCACAGACCUCCCUUCCAGCACAGAAUAUCACAACCGCUCUACCUUCUUCUUCCCCUUCUUCAUCCAGAAACGUGGGUAGUAGGGCUCGAUCUCUAGCUCGGGAGAGAAAGACGACAUAUUUUUGAGUUUGACUCCAUGGCUCGUCUUGUUACACGUGAAGGUUAGCGAAAAUAUCGAAAUGUGCAAGGCAAAUGAAUC
Messenger RNA from Microdochium trichocladiopsis, 848 nucleotides. RefSeq lists its product as uncharacterized. The coding region runs from base 20 to 775 and encodes 251 amino acids. The record is from RefSeq and is a predicted model, not a curated record. Gene Ontology annotation, biological process: positive regulation of transcription by RNA polymerase II. Lineage: Eukaryota; Fungi; Ascomycota; Sordariomycetes; Xylariales; Microdochiaceae. Gene Ontology annotation, molecular function: DNA-binding transcription factor activity, RNA polymerase II-specific; sequence-specific DNA binding; zinc ion binding. The transcript has 5 exons.